This is a messenger RNA of Talaromyces rugulosus, 1356 nucleotides long. RefSeq lists its product as uncharacterized. NCBI's taxonomy places the organism in Eukaryota, Fungi, Ascomycota, Eurotiomycetes, Eurotiales, Trichocomaceae. Gene Ontology annotation, cellular component: transcription export complex 2. Gene Ontology annotation, biological process: poly(A)+ mRNA export from nucleus; transcription elongation by RNA polymerase II; post-transcriptional tethering of RNA polymerase II gene DNA at nuclear periphery. The record is from RefSeq and is a predicted model, not a curated record. Gene Ontology annotation, molecular function: RNA binding; double-stranded DNA binding. The coding region runs from base 1 to 1356 and encodes 451 amino acids. The transcript has 6 exons.
AUGGCCUCUGUCUUUGCCGACUUCAAGGCCGGCCAUGCCCAGCGGUCAGGCCCGCGCUUGGCUGCUGCGCUGACCCCCGUCGCCACUGCAAAUGACCGGAAUCGCCUAAUGGAUUUCUACCAGAUGACAAACAGCGCGCACUCUGAAGAGGAUAUCCGCCACCAUCUCCUUCAUGAUAAACGCACGGGAACAAAAUUGAACAAGCAGCAAGGCAACGCCUGGGUCCAGGUCUUCAAUGCUUAUUGGAUAACGAUCUCGGAACUAGUCCAAGUCCAACAGGGCCAAGGCAGUUGGCUGAAAGUGUUUGAAGCGUGGAAAGAACUCACGAACCAAUUGAUCCGGGGCUAUUCAUCCAACCACUUUGCGGCAUGGACGAUACAUUGCCUCUAUGUUGCGGGAAAGUAUCUGCGCGCCUUCGCCAUAAAAGCAGAUUCUGUUUCGGAAUCGUCCCCAAACGCAGGCGCUUUCGGGAACGGGUUUCAAGACGAUGUCGUGUCAAACGUAGAAAAGAAUGCUAACCUAGAGGAUGCUGCGAGAACAAUCAAUCGGAUGUUCACGCUUUGCUUGGGUGACCGCUCCCAUGGAAGAGUCACGGAAAUGGGGCAUAUACGAGACUACCAAUCUAUUGUUCAAAACUUAAAUCAAGUGGGACUUUCCAAGAAUGUUCUACGUGCUCUAUAUGCGUCAUCGGCCGACCUGCCGGAAUUCGACCAGUUCCCCAAAUCGCACAUUGUAACUUUUAAUUAUUAUGUCGGGCUCAUUCAUUUCUUGGAGGAGAACUACAAAGAAGCCGAAGAAAGCCUUACGCAAGCUUGGCUUAUGUGCAAAGCAGAUGCUUGGAAGAAUAAAGAGUUAAUUCUUACCUACCUGAUUCCCUGCCAUCUUGUCACCACCCACAGACUACCAAGCCGAGAACUCCUUGCUCCGUUCCCUCGCCUAGAACAGCUCCUCCGACCACUUUGCGAUUGCAUCAAACAAGGAAACCUCGUUGGCUUUGAUAACGCCAUGUCUGCCGCAGCGGACCAAUUUGUUAAGCGUCGGAUAUACCUGCCACUCGAAAGAGGCCGUGAUCUCGCCCUCCGAAAUCUAUUUCGGAAAGUCUUUGUCGUCGGUGGAUUCGAACCGAGUAAAGAUGGACAACCGCAGAUCCGACGAACACGUGUGCCUUUGGCUGAAUUUGCAGCUGCUUUGCGUAUUGGCACAAAAGCCGAUGAAAAGUCUCGUAUUGACAUGGAUGAAGUGGAGUGUCUGUUGGCCAACAUGAUAUACAAGAACAUGAUGAAAGGUUACAUCUCACGAGAAAGAGCCACGGUCGUGCUUAGCAAAUCAGGAGCUUUCCCUGGUACAGGGGUCUAG